GGGCAACAGAUAACAUCCUAGCAAUGGCCAGGCCAUCAACAAGAACGAUAAAUAAAUUUAAUGUUAUACAACAGUUUCAAAGGUAGAAUGCUUCGAUAAUACCUCGUUUACUGAUUUAGUUUUAAGCCAGUGAAUGGCUAUUGAUAGUGAAGUGAAGCAAAGUGAAGACUAUAUUGAUAUUACAAAAAGGUUCAUCAUUUGGUUCUCAUGGCGCUCAGAUUAGCAGAGAUUAACCAUCAGAACAUGGCGCUCAUGUAUGGAAGAUUUCUCCAACGCUGUUAUUUUAGAAUAUAAUUUUUGCUUUAUUUAGAUGGGGCAUAACUGCAGUUAUCAAUUUACAGCAUCCAGGUGAACAUGCAAACUGUGGUUUUGGCUUGGAGAACAGUGGUUUUACAUACAAUCCUGAGGCAUUUAUGGAUAAUGGAAGUAUGUUUACCUACCAUGCAGCCUGUUACCUAGGCGCUUAAUUGUAAAGUCCAGCUGAUCGCGCGCGUAUGUGGUUGGGAUGGUUGCGAGGACGCACACCUUGCCAACUGCAGAUUUAGGUACGAAGGUGUUUAAUUUCCUUCAGUAUCCACUAAAAAUAACACCUUCGAAUGCUUCGAGCUGAUGGAAUAUAAGUAGAUGACCCCCCAUAUACCGUAACAAAGGGAUGCCGCCGCGCGCUGAUUGGCCGAGCCUAACAAGCGUGUCUCAGAGUGUGACUAAUGCGUGACUCACGCAUUGCAAAGGGAGUAAAAUAUGAUAAUAUGGGCAAAUUAGCUGUUCCUAUAAAUCAUAGCGAAACCGCGUUUGUUUACAUAAACACACAGAUAUCUAGUAUUUCGUUUCAAACGUAUACACACAUUUCUAAGGUAAUAUCGUGACAAUAAUUUUAAUCUUUGCUUGGGCUCAUCGGCAUGUGGGAUUUCUCUUUCCCCUAGAAAACCUUUGACAUAAAUGCAUUUGCAGAAGAUUUACAAAAAAAUACCAUGGGAACUGUUGAACAGAUUUUAUGAUCCUAAUGAAAUGUGGCGAAUGUGGAAGGCUUUUUUUAAUAGAGUUUUGGAUGUUCAUGCACCAAUUAGAACUAAACGAGUUAGAAAUCGUGAUGCCCCGUGGAUUACAUCCGAUAUUAGAGACUUGAUGUUUCGUAGGGAUUAUCUAAAAAAGCAUGCUGUCAAAAAUCGUUCUCAAGCAAACUGGAUUGAAUACUGUAAACGGAGGAACAAGGUUAAUAAUAAGCUAAAAACAUGCAAAAGAAAUUACUUUGUUCAAAACCUUGAGGCGAAUAAAGGCAAACCAAGAAAACGUGGAAAUUGCUAAAUAACGUUUGAAUAGACCUACCAAAGGGACUACUGUAAAUAAUGUCACGGAGCAUAUAGAAUGUCACGGAGUCACCUUCUCCUUUUCUCCUCCUCUUCUCCUUUUCUCCUCCUCUUCUCCUUUUCUCUUCCUCUUCUCUUUCUCCUCGUCCUCUUUCUCCCCAUUGGAGGUGUUUGGGGGUAUUAAGAUGUUUGGGGGUACCGCAAUGGGGUGUUUUGGGGAUAACCUAAUGGGGUGUUUGGGGGUACACCAAUGGGAUGUUAGCGGUACGGGGUGAAGAGGAGGAAGAAGGUUACACCGUGGGGGGAUCAUCUACCAAAAUACUUGUACAGUACGUACAGUUAAGAAACUAUAACGAUGUGAAAAAUAGGGAAAACGUUUCAUUUGUUGUAAAUUAAAUUAAAUUACACUUAUUUCUUAUUGUUUAGUAUUUUUCUAUAACUUUAUUUGGUAAGUCAGACCAUAUCAUGGAC
This is a messenger RNA of Paramuricea clavata, 1778 nucleotides long. Lineage: Eukaryota; Metazoa; Cnidaria; Anthozoa; Malacalcyonacea; Plexauridae. The record is from the annotation of a GenBank genome assembly.